GUUUGUCAUGUCGUGACCAUCGGGAGUAGGUGGACGACUAUAUAUGCCACAAAACCACGUUGUUCUCGUUCAGUUUCUUCAAAACCGAUCCACACGACACGCCCUUACAAAAACCAUCUGCUUUUCACGUUUAUUCAAGAUGUUGGAUUGUCGAGGCAUCGUUUUGAUCCUGAUUUCAUCAGCAGUAGUUGUCAGGGGGAAUCCAAAGUUUGAUGAUGGAGGGUUCGUCCCGAGUUCAAUGGUUUAUUUGGAGAAGAACGGAAAAUCGCAGGAUCAAAUAGCCAUGCCUUCUCAAGUAGAGCUACGAAGCGAGACGUCGACGAAACGAGGUGACACGGAAUCCAACAGUAUUAUGGAUCGCAGCCAGGAUGCUCGAUUUGGUUUCACGAAUCUUGGUACCACAGGAAGUGGUUACGGGGUAUCGACUUAUGCGCCCACGAAGAUAGACUUGGGUGGCCUACUAUUAGGCGCCAUUAUAGGAAUAGGUUCCAUCCUCAUCAUUCCUAAAUUGCUGUACGUUCUAUCUGGAACUUAUGGUCAUUAUGCAAGAAGUGAAGACAGCGGCAUCACUCAAAUUAUGACUAAAUUAGAUGACGUGUUAGCACGUCAUGGAAUCGACACUACAUCCUGCAUGCAACGAGCUGUGUGCACGUAUUCGCAACAGGCAGCAUCGUCCGUCAGAGAAGGGAAUCAAUUAAACGACGACGAGAAAGUGUCGUCCUUCGAUCGCAUGAUCAACACCGUUACAACGAAUCAGAUUUUCCGCACCGCUAUGGAGGGUACCGCGAUAGAAGAAGCUAUCGAAGCAGGGAAGAACGGUCGAAGUUGCUCGCGCGCUUAUCCCCAUUGCGGAUUUUCUAUGGAGACCAUCCUGUCCCUGUUAUCAAACGUAAUCGCAACUGUCUCCUCGGUUAACACUGAAAUCACGAGUCCCACGGGAACUGGAACGUUGUAAUUCGUAAAAAUCAACGUACAGAAGCAUUUUAGUUUAGAAUUGAAACGUUGAAAAUGUUAAGGAAAUGUACAGAAAUGUUACUAAGGAUACUUGAACGCCAUAAAAACGAAACAAGUAUUAGAUUAUUCCAUAAGUUCACGUUUCGUUUAUGGCUGAAGUAAACGUAGAAUUACCCCGGUCCCAACGAAGAGAUCUUAGUUGUUAAUCGCAGGUGAAACAGUUGCAGGCAACUCGAGAAAUUAAAGCACACAUGUGUACAAUGAUUGUUCUUGUAUAAUUAUUAUUUCUGUUUCACAUCUUACACAUGCGCGAAGCAAGAAAAGUGAAAUUGUCAUCGCGUGAAGCGACGAUGUGUCGUUACUCAGCGCACUUUACCGUGUCACGAGACAACUUUCAUUCGUUGCGAACACUUGUUUCUUGCAGGAUCUUCGUGUAAGAUAAAUGAGCAUAACGAUCUCUGCUAUCUCGUUGUUUGUUGACGUUAGAACAAGGUAGACGCGGUCUACGACUCCCAAUCUGUACACUAAUCUUUUACAAAUAUAUAGUUUCCAUUUCUUUUCCUUAACCCUUUCACUGCACAUCAGUGAAUAACUGUAAGAAAAAAAAAACAUUCUAAGCAGUAUCAAUAUUAUGUUAAUUGCAUAAGGUAGCAAGUGAAUAAUUAUAAUUGUAUGCAGUGAAAGGGUUAGAAGCAAUCUGCGUGCGAGGUCUUCAUUCCUAAGAUAAAAGUGAAACGAAUUGUCUAAAAUUGAUAUCGUCGCUUGAACGAUCGACGUUGAAAUUGAAACUUAAGUUCCCAAAAAUAGUGAACUCUUGGAUUCUUAGAUAAAUUGUAAAGCACUAUGAUACAUAUACAUUAGUAAAAUGCGAUUUUUCCUUUCACAGAAAAA
Osmia lignaria (orchard mason bee) is the source of this 1845-nucleotide messenger RNA. RefSeq lists its product as uncharacterized. NCBI's taxonomy places the organism in Eukaryota, Metazoa, Arthropoda, Insecta, Hymenoptera, Megachilidae. The record is from RefSeq and is a predicted model, not a curated record.